Molecule: messenger RNA, 1508 nt
Organism: Telopea speciosissima
Lineage: Eukaryota; Viridiplantae; Streptophyta; Magnoliopsida; Proteales; Proteaceae
Product: disease resistance protein TAO1-like
Exons: 2
Coding region: 63-1508 (481 amino acids)
Biological process (GO): defense response to fungus
Source: RefSeq, a predicted model, not a curated record
AUAAUAAAGGAGGAGAAGAAGAAGAAGAAGAAGGAAACCCAUUAGUAAUUGUACUAUUUCCAAUGCUAGAAAAACUUGAACUCAAUACAAUGCCAAAUCUGGAGAAGUGGACAAUCUCAGUAGAAGAAGAAGAAGAAGCUGAUGUUGAUGAUGAAGAAGAAGAAGAAGAAGAUAACAAUAAUUUGCAUUUGCUGUCUUCGAUGUUUCCACGUCUCAAGGACUUGUCUUUAGAAGAUUGCGGUAAGCUAAGAAGAGUACCAAUGCUUUCGGCGUGGGUAAUACAACAUCUAACCUCUCUUCACAAUUUGGAAAUCAAAGGUCUUGAAGGAUUAGUGUCUCUGCCUGAUUGCCCUGCUCCUGCAACACUAGAAGAGCUAUACAUUGAAAAGUGUUCAAGUCUAGUGAGAUUGCCAGACUGCUUCUUUGAGAAUCUCAACUCACUUUCUGAGUUUCAAAUUUGGAGUUGUCAUAAGUUUGCAUCUUUACCGGAAGGGAUUCGGCACCUCAUUACACUGAAACACCUACAAAUUAAUGACUGCCAAGGCUUGACAACAUUACCGGAGGGCCUGGGAAGUCUCUCAUCGCUUCAAGUGCUUAAGAUUGGAAAUUGCUCUGAUUUGUCGUCUCUGCCACAAGGGAUUCAGCACCUCACUGCACUAAAAACGCUGCAUAUUUGGGCAUCUCCGGUUCUGAAGGCAUUACCGGAGGGCUUGGGAAGUCUCUCAUCACUUGAAGAGCUUGAGAUUCAGUAUUGCUCUGAUUUGUCGUCUCUGCCACAAGGGAUUCAGCACCUCAGUGCACUAAGAACGCUGGUAAUUUCAGGAUGUUCAGGUCUGAAGACGUUACCCAAGGGCUUGGGAAAUCUCUCAUCGCUUCAAGUGCUUGAGAUUCGAAGUUGCUUUGAUUUCUCUUCUCUGCCACAAGGGAUUCAGCACCUCACUGCACUAAAAACGCUGAAUAUUUUGGGAUGUCCGGUUCUGGAGACAUUACCGGAGGGCUUGGGAAGUCUCUCAUCACUUGAAGAGCUUGAGAUUCAGGAUUGCUGUAAUUUAUCGUUUCUACCAGAAGGGAUUCAGCACCUCACUACACUAAAAAAGCUGGGAAUUCUGGAAUGUCCAGGUCUGAAGACAUUGCCCAAAGGCUUGGGAAGUCUCUUAUCACUUGAAGAACUUGAAAUUGAGGGUUGCUGUAAUUUAUCGUCUCUGCCAGAAGGGAUUCAGCACCUCACUGCACUAAAAAAGCUGAUAAUUUCAGAAUGUCUACAUCUGAAGAAGUUACCGGAGGGUUUGGAAAGUCUCUCAUCGCUUUUUGAAGCGUUUCAGAUUAGUGAUUGUUCUUGUUUGAGAGCAUCACCGGAUGGGCUUGGAGACCUCGACUCUGAUUAUUCUUGUUAUAGAGCAUCAUCCGAUGGGCGUGGAGACCUCGACUCUGAUUAUUCUCGUUAUAGAGCAUCAAUCGAUGGGCUCAGUGACCUUGACUCGGAUGGUGUAAUUGAAUUUUCAGAUUGA